Lemur catta (Ring-tailed lemur) is the source of this 4186-nucleotide messenger RNA. It is a transcript of the gene DCP2, whose product is annotated as decapping mRNA 2. Gene Ontology annotation, molecular function: 5'-(N(7)-methylguanosine 5'-triphospho)-[mRNA] hydrolase activity; manganese ion binding; RNA binding. Gene Ontology annotation, cellular component: cytoplasm; P-body. Gene Ontology annotation, biological process: nuclear-transcribed mRNA catabolic process, nonsense-mediated decay; deadenylation-dependent decapping of nuclear-transcribed mRNA. The record is from RefSeq and is a predicted model, not a curated record. Lineage: Eukaryota; Metazoa; Chordata; Mammalia; Primates; Lemuridae. The transcript has 10 exons. Bases 155 to 1315 code for a protein of 386 amino acids.
AGCGGGUCCCGCCCCUUCCCCUGCUGCUCUCGGUUAGAGUCACUGUCGCUGCCGCCUCCGCUGCGCUCUCCGGCGAGCCGGAGUCUCCGUGCUGUGCCCUCGGUCCCCGGCCACGCGGAGCCGGGAUGCACUGCUCCUGCUGUGGGUUCUCAUCAUGGAGACCAAACGGGUGGAGAUUCCCGGCAGCGUCCUGGACGAUCUCUGCAGCCGAUUUAUUUUGCAUAUUCCCAGCGAGGAAAGAGACAAUGCAAUCCGAGUGUGUUUUCAGAUUGAACUUGCCCAUUGGUUUUACUUGGAUUUCUACAUGCAGAACACACCAGGAUUACCUCAGUGUGGGAUAAGAGACUUUGCUAAAGCUGUCUUCAGUCAUUGUCCAUUUUUGCUGCCUCAAGGUGAAGAUGUGGAAAAGGUUUUGGAUGAAUGGAAGGAAUAUAAAAUGGGAGUACCAACAUAUGGUGCAAUUAUUCUUGAUGAGACACUUGAAAAUGUACUACUGGUUCAGGGGUACCUAGCAAAAUCAGGCUGGGGAUUUCCAAAAGGAAAAGUAAAUAAAGAAGAAGCUCCUCAUGAUUGUGCUGCUAGAGAGGUCUUUGAAGAAACUGGUUUUGAUAUCAAAGACUAUAUUUGUAAGGAUGAUUACAUUGAACUUCGAAUCAAUGACCAGCUUGCUCGUUUGUACAUUAUUCCAGGAAUUCCAAAAGACACAAAAUUUAACCCGAAAACCAGGAGAGAAAUUCGGAACAUUGAGUGGUUCUCCAUUGAGAAAUUGCCUUGUCAUAGAAAUGAUAUGACCCCAAAAUCUAAACUUGGUUUGGCACCUAACAAAUUUUUUAUGGCUAUUCCCUUUAUCAGACCAUUAAGGGACUGGCUUUCUCGAAGAUUUGGAGAUUCCUCAGAUAGUGACAAUGGAUUUUCCUCAGCUGGUAGCACACCAGCUAAACCUUACACUGUGGAAAAAUUGAGUCGAACCAAAUUACGCCACAGUCAGCAGUUAUUUCCUGAUGGUUCUCCUGGUGACCAGUGGGUAAAGCACAGGCAGCCACUGCAGCAAAAGCCAUAUAAUAAUCAUUCUGAAAUGUCUGACCUUUUAAAAGCAAAGAAAUGUGAAAAGAAACUUCACCCACGAAAACUUCAGGAUAAUUUUGAAACAGAUGCUGUUUAUGACUUACCUUGCUCCGGUGAAGAUCAGUUGCUAGAACAUGCCGAGGGACAGUCGGUGGCAUGUAACGGACAUUGCAAGUUCCUCUUUUCAUCCAGAGCCUUUCUGAGUUUCAAGUUUGACCAUAAUGCUAUAAUGAAGAUCUUGGACCUUUGAUAGCAGAUGUAUUCUUGCAGUCCCAAGAUCUGAGACCUGUUGCGUUUUAGUGAGUGUCUCCUCAAGCCUUACCUUUCUCAGGUGUUUUAAAGAAAUGCAGGGAGGCAAUGUUUCUGAAGAGAUUUUCUGUGCAGAAGAGAAAGUAGAAAGAAAACAUGAGUUUGCACUGUAAAUGCAGUUAUAACCUUUUAUACAGAUUUACCUUUUCAGUGUUUGGUACAAGUUUCUUUUUUUGAGGGCAUUUAUUCUAUGUGACUGUGGGUUUUAUUUUGUAUUCUAGUCAAGAAAAUAGCGUUUUGAGUUAUCAAGUAGCUAAGUUAAUGGAAAUGCUCUGUCUACCCAUUAUAGUGAUUGUAGUAAUAGUUUACUUAUAUUGAAAUUUUUAGAAGAAACUUAAAAUACCAAUUAUUAAAUGAACACAAGAGCUGAAGUGUCACAGAUGUCAAGAUUGCAGGUCAUCUACUUUGAUGGCAUUUUGUGCAUCUCUUUGCUUCUAACCACUGAGGCUCUCUGAUCUUCUCUGUUUGGAGUUUUGUUGAAAGAAUUUAUUUAGAGCCAGCUUCUGCAAUAUAAUGUUCAUGUUCAAAAUGAACUCCUAGCACUUCACAAAGACAAAGUGUGCAGCCCAGAGGGAGAUUGAGUUGGUGGGGAGCUGACACUGUAGUUUAAGUAGUGUGGCAUGCAGUCAGUAGUAAACCUGUGAGACUGCUGGAGAGACGGUGGCAGAGAGCAUGGAGGCUGGGACCCUACAUAUCUUUACCAUCUUGCCUCUAACCCUUUAGUAUUAUGCAAUGAUAUUGUUCUUGUGGAAAUUUCUUCUAUAUUCUAGUUUUGUAAAUAUGUGUUGAAAACUGACAUCAUUAGGAUUUACUUUGCAUCUCAGUGUUGAUCUGUGGAAACUGAUGUUAUAUUAGGUUCCAAUUUGCAAUAGUAGCAGAGACUGACAUGCUUUUAUUGGCACGCUAAAGCCCCUGGAUGAUAGAAUGGGAAAGGGGGGGCUAUGCAGUUUACCCAAGUACAAAUAAAGCAUUUCACUAGGUUACAGUUUGUGUAUGUUACAUGCAAGUAACGUACCAUCACUCCUAGGAAUGUAUUUUGCUCCUUGAGAAUUCUUAAAUCCAAAUAAAGAUGGCAGUGCCCAUUUUAAGAAGGAUUUCAGCUAUAAUUGAGGACAAUCACCAGGACUUUAAGGGGCUUUAGUGUUUUGGCUGCAUCUGACCUCAUUGAAGGUUAUUUUGGGGGGUGGGGGGUGUGUUGAGAGAGUGUGUGUGUGUGGCGGGGGUGUGUGUGUGCACGCGCAUCUGUCAUGAGUUAAAAAAUUUUUUUUACAAUGGUAUCCAUAGAAUAUUUCUCUGCUUGUAAAUGUUAUUGCAGAAAUCUUUAUUCUGUAUAGGUAGCUUAUUUAAUUAGGGAUUCUGCUUAACCCCAUGGGAUUUUUUUAAAGGAAGGGCUUUUGUAAGGAAUUCACUUGGUAGUACUUUGCUUUAGCUUUUAAGUGGCUUGAUUUUAAAGGAGAAAUUCUAUUUAUUAAUGAAAGUGUCACCCUCUUGGUGCUAAGCAGGAGAAUCCACAAUUACCACAGUGUGUAUCGAAUCAUGUUAUUCAGAAUCCUGCAUCUUUUAAUGUGACAAAUUUGUGAAUCCUUCUGUGACUUUUGAUUUUUAAUGCAUUAUAUGAUUGUGUUUGGAAGCUCUUACUGUUCUUUUCAGAAAUUCGGCUGCUUUGCUUGGGUCUCCUUGAGCCAUAUUUACAGUUGGUCCCAGCAUUCCAGAUUUCUAUUAAAUUGUUAAGGGAGUGAAAACAUAGUUUGCCUGGCAGAUGAAUAAUUUUCACUCGUUAACUGUCAUUUGGAAAUCAUUUAAUUUUUUAGUGUGUUUUGUAUUGUUUUUUUCUUUUUAAGUGAGUACUUUGGUCAGUCUUUCUGGUGCCUGUAGAGUUGGAUUUUUCAGCUCUCAAUACUGAAGUGAAAGAGAUUAGAGUUAGUUACCAGAAGUAUGGCCUCUAAUGGUGUUGAGCCUUUCUAAGAACCAACAGAUUAUCUUUAUGAUUACAGUAGUUUAACUAUGGUUAAAUGUUAUUGCUGUUGUGCUGCUUCAUUUAAUGCACUGUGGAACAAAAUAAGGGUAUUGUUGGGAUGCGAUUAUGAUAACUUGAGGCUUUUAGCUCAUCUUGACAGUUUGGGGUUAAAAAAUGGUAAAAGAUGUCUGCUACGGUUUAUAUGUAUGAUGUGACUUAACUAUGCAGAAAAUGUUUUAAGUUGGGUGUACCUGUUUUAUGUACAUCUACUGUACUUAUUCCCUCAAACCUGUGUAUUAGUUUCUCAGUGGGUACCUGAGAAAGGCCAUGCUUAGCACAGAACUGGAUUUCUCCUUUGAGAAAUUUUAGCAUGGUUUGAGGAAAUCAAGUGAUAAAGCAGUAUGCUGAAUAUGCAAUAAUUUACUUCUACUGAGUGCUGCAUUUUAAGAAGCUAGAUGAGAAGAGUAGUUGUGUUGGCUUAAUUAUGUUUUAUGCCUUUGAGAGAGAGAAUAAGUCUUAGAAUUCUCUUUUUAAAUGUUCUUAUGUUCCAACCUUUAUAUGUUCCAAAGUGCAGUGCACUGUGAAUCUUUUAUUUUUUAAAAACAUGUAGGUGCUUUUACGUAUAACUCUAAUGAUUUAUAAGAUGCUAAAUGAAUUGUUUUUGUACUUAACCGUAGUAAUCCAAAAGAUAAGGGUACAGUUUACAUGAUUUUCACAAGCUUUUGUUAAGAAAUAGCAGGUGAAUGGUUUAGGAUUUCAAAUAGAGAUGCCCUACGGCAUUAGCAUCUGAAGAGGUCUGAGAACCUGAUAGAACUCUUUUAGCAUGGAUCAAGUUUGAUUAAAUAUGUUGUAAAA